CCUGCAUGUGCCGACAAUAUGGCAGCGCCCAUAGCGAUUCACCUGGAGUUUAGUGGUGGAGCGGAGCUGCUUUUUAAUGGUGUGAAGGAACAUCAUGUGACUCUUCCUAGCCAAUCCGAACCUUGGGACGUGAAGCAGCUGCUGGUCUGGAUCCAACGGAACCUGCUGAAGGAACGGCCCGAGCUCUUUGUCCAGGGAGACUCUGUGAGACCUGGGAUACUGGUGCUUAUCAAUGAUGCAGACUGGGAGCUAAUGGGGGAGCUGGACUACCACCUACAAGACCAGGACAACGUUGUGUUUAUUUCUACUCUUCAUGGAGGAUAGCAAAUAAAUGAGGAGUACACAGUCCCAUGUCCUUCUCUGUAACAGCCUUUUCUCCACAUAUUCUGCACUCUUCACUGCCCGCCCCCCCCCCCCCCCCACACACACACACACACACAUACACACAUCUCAACAACACACCACCCUAUUGGUGGCUGUGGACGUGUCAGCCUGCACUGUGAGGUCUAACUGGGAUCGAUGUUUGGUCCACAGGAAUAAGUGAAAAUUCAGAGAUGAUUACGAUGAAAAAUGGGAAUUUUGCUUUUUGAAAUCAAACUGCACGGGGUUAAAGGUCAGCAUAUGAAGCUCUGGUUACUCGCCAACUAACAGGUGUAUGUGUAAACACCUGCAUGUUGGUGUUUAAACUUCAUCUCCCUGCUUCUCCAAUUCCAUGAUGACCAUGACAUCCAGAAAGACUGUAUCUUAAGGUCUCCAAUGACCUCCAGGAAUAUAUGAUAAAACGUUACACUUUGCUUAAACAAUUAUCAUUUCUAAGCAGUAUAGAAACAUUUCACAACAUUUUUAUAAGGAAAUUGGUAUUUUUUUCAUUUGUCAACUUUGAUCAUUUCUCCUAUGAUUUUUUGUAUCUGUUUUACAAUAAAAACAUGUAUUUAUACACUAAA
Molecule: messenger RNA, 944 nt
Organism: Pseudoliparis swirei
Lineage: Eukaryota; Metazoa; Chordata; Actinopteri; Perciformes; Liparidae
Gene: urm1
Product: ubiquitin related modifier 1
Exons: 5
Coding region: 19-324 (101 amino acids)
Biological process (GO): protein urmylation; tRNA thio-modification
Cellular component (GO): nucleus; cytoplasm
Molecular function (GO): protein tag activity
Source: RefSeq, a predicted model, not a curated record